Teleopsis dalmanni is the source of this 3156-nucleotide messenger RNA. RefSeq lists its product as uncharacterized. The transcript is spliced from 4 exons. Bases 1 to 3156 code for a protein of 1051 amino acids. NCBI's taxonomy places the organism in Eukaryota, Metazoa, Arthropoda, Insecta, Diptera, Diopsidae. The record is from RefSeq and is a predicted model, not a curated record.
AUGGCAACGGCAGAGCCAACCACUACGGCAGAACUGUCAGAACUAAAACAACAGCGAGCCUCGACGAAAGCGAGUAUUUCAAGAAUCAAGGCGUUCGUCAAAGGAAAGAGUAAUUCGCUCUCACAACCAGAACUGAAAUGUCGACUAGGUAUUUUAGAAUCAUAUUUUAAACAAAUCUUAGCUUUUCAGACGUUGAUCGAGAAAUUAGAUGCAACUGACUCAGCUAGAGAUGAAUUAGAAGACCUAUACGUUUCCACCAAAGUAUUAAUCAUGUCUCAACUGCAGGAAGAGGCCCACAAUGCAUCAGUGCUAGACGUAACAGCAAUGAUGCCCACCUCAAAUCGCGAAAUAUACCUCACAAAUAUUGAAAAAUUUAAUCACUUACUGAAUUGCCUUACUGGUCAAGCUCUAGAGACAGUACAGGCAUUUCCUAUUUCGAAUGAAAACUAUCCAAAGGCUCUGGAUAGGCUUAAAUCGCGCUAUGACAAUAAUAGCCUAAUCUUCGCCGAAAAUAUCGCGACACUAUUUGAUCUACCAGCAGUAUCGGGUCAGUCAAGCCAACAACUUCGUAGUCUGGUAAACAAUGCAUCCGCUUUGUAUGGUUCACUCUGUUCGCUAGGUACAGAGAAACAAAUAUGUGAGGCUCUACUUAUCUCGCUAAUCAUGCAAAAAACGGACGCAAUUACACGUAGGAAAUGGAAUGAAUCGCGUAACUUCGACACAUUACCCAGUUGGGAAGAUUGCUCAAAAUUAUUGGAUAGGCAUUGCCAGUUUCUCGAAUCACUCGACAGUGGAAACGGCAAUCAGUCAUCAUCACAACGUAAACCUAAUAAUCUUAACUCCAAGAGUAACAGACGCUCAAAACAAUACGCAUUUGUUGCAUCUACAUCCAGCAAUUCUUGCUCAUUUUGUUCUAGCAAUGAACACCUAAUACAGAAUUGUCAUCGUUUUAAGGCACUGGAGGUGGUUCAAAGGUUUGAAAAGGUGAAGAGCCUAAAACUCUGCAUAAACUGCUUAUCGCCACGCCAUCAUGUGGUUAAUUGCACAUCAACGUUUAAAUGUAAGGUUUGCGCAAAGCCACAUCACACUCUCUUGCAUCAUUCGCAAUUGCCAACGAAUAUUAAGAGCGCGGGAUCAUCACGACGCACAGAACACGCUGCUAUGCCCAACGACAACGUUGCCAGCCAUUCCCAUCUUAAUAUGUCAUCGGCCGAGCAAAUAAUUCUAGCUACUGCAUUGGUUUUAGUGAAGGAUUCAUCGGGAAGUUAUCAAGUGGGUAGAGCCUUGCUUGAUUCAUGCUCUCAGGUCAACUUCAUAACGGAGGAGUUUUCAAAGAAGCUUAGUUUAGCAAAACAUAAACAUCGGUUGCAUGUUUCCAGUAUUGGUAGUUCGUUGACCAACAUAAAGUAUCAGACGCUCACAUCAAUCAAAUCUCGUCAUUCAAAUCUUGAACUUGCUUUAAACUUUGGUAUUACGAAUCACAUCGCAUAUCAACCAAGUUCUGAAAUCGAUAUAUCGUCGUGGAAGGUUCCACCAAAUACACCUCUCGCCGAUGAGCAAUUCUUUAAAUCCAAGCGCGUUGAUCUCUUGCUUGGAGCUGAAAGAUGGAUUGUAUCUGGCAAGUACAAGGGUCAGCCAUUUGCAUCACCAGCAGCAAAAUGCCUAUUAUCAGUUGAAGAUACAGUCUCCGAUCAAUUAGAAAUGAUGUGGAAGAUAGAGGAAGUGCAACCGGCUUCAAAGUCAUGGUCACCAGCACAUGUUGCGUGUGAGUCAUUAUAUCGUGAAACGGUCCACCAAAAUGCGAUGGGAAGAAUUGUCGUUCGGUUACCAUUCAAAGAUUCGCCAGAUUGUCUUGGUUUGACACACAAUAUCGCCUUACGCCGUUUUUGUUCUGUAGAACGGCGAUUGUCAUCUAAUCGUGCACUGAAGCAAGACUAUCAAGAAUUCAUGAAACAAUAUCGAGAGCUCGGACACAUGACGCGUGUUGAGACUCCGAAACCCAACGAACCACAUUAUUAUAUCCCUCAUCACUGUGUUUUAAAACCGUCGAGCACUUCGACCAAGCUGAGGGUGGUUUUUGAUGCGUCAUGUCCAACAACUUCGCAACGUUCAUUAAAUGAUAUUCUACUGGUCGGCCCGACAAUUCAGCCGGAGUUAUAUUUGUUGCUACUUCAAUUUCGUUUGCACCGAUAUGCCUUGACGGCUGACAUUGUUAAGAUGUACCGACAGAUACUGAUAGAUGAACCAGAUCGAAAAUUCCAAUAUAUUUUUUGGCGAGAUACGGAGUCCGAUCCUGUUAGUACUUACGAGUUGAAUACAGUCACUUAUGGUACUGCAUCAGCACCUUUCCUAGCAACCAGGAGUUUGCAGUAUUUGGCGGACAAAUUUGAAACACAAUACCCAAUAGGCGCUGCACUCAUUAAAUCAUCGUUUUUUGUCGACGACUUCUUAGGUGGAGCAGAUUCCAUUGAUCAACUCACCAAUAUCAGACAUCAGUUAACGGCCAUUCUACAGAAGGGUUGCUUCGAUCUUGACAAAUGGCAUUCAAACCAUCAUGACUUCAUCAGCGAUACUACAACAAAGAGUUUGAAUCUUGAUACAGAUACCGUCACCAGCGCUCUAGGCAUCAAGUGGCACCAAAUGCAAGAUGUUUUCCUAUUUUCGUUCAAUGCGCAACCAGGUCAAAUUGUAACAAAACGCACCAUUUUAUCCCUUGCGUCUUCAUUAUUCGACCCGCUUGGAUUACUAGCACCGAUCAUACUCGUAGCAAAAAUUAUGAUGCAAGAAUUGUGGCUUUUGCGUGUGGACUGGGACGAGUCAGUCCCUCAAAAUCUUCACUCAGCUUGGAAAACAUUUAUUCAAGAUCUUACAACGCUUUCAUCGGUUAAGGUGCCGAGAUACUGCCUAUCCAUAAACUAUCAACAGGUUGAUGUACACGGUUUCUGUGACGCUUCAAUACGCGCAUAUGGUUGCUGUAUAUUUCUCCGAUCACAAAACACAUCAGAUUGUAUUACAUUGGUUGAAGCAGCACUCAUCAACCCUGUCUGCAUUCGUUGGCAAUCGAGUAGCGGAAAUUCAAGAUAUUACCGCAAAUGGGCAAUGGAGACACGUUCCUACCCAAUCCAACCCGGCAGAUGUUGUGUCGCGCGGCUGUAA